Haliotis rufescens (red abalone) is the source of this 1752-nucleotide messenger RNA. RefSeq lists its product as uncharacterized. The record is from RefSeq and is a predicted model, not a curated record. NCBI's taxonomy places the organism in Eukaryota, Metazoa, Mollusca, Gastropoda, Lepetellida, Haliotidae. The coding region runs from base 209 to 1474 and encodes 421 amino acids. The transcript is spliced from 3 exons.
UGAUGGUAAUGUUGCUGAAUAUAGUCGCUCGCAGUCACCUGAAUGCCGAUUCUCAAUCGGAUUGUAAUCACGUGGUCAAAACUCAGUGAUGAUGUUUUGGCUAAUGGACAUUUCUUGAAGAGCGAACUUUGCAAUUUUUGGCAUUUCUGUAAUUAUUAUUACAGUGUUACACAUUGGAAACAUCUCUUCGUAGCCUAAAUUUUUCUAAAUGUUUCUAUGGUUCGCGUUUCUUUUGGCGGUGAGUAUAUUCCAGUGGCGAGGACCAUCAGUGUGUGUUGUUGUUGUCGACAGGUGGGACGGGUAUGCGUGGGUCGGACUGCAGUGGAAUCAGUCCAUGCUGCAGUGGGAGGGCACCUGCAACGAGCUGGCCCUCUCCAAUACAUCACUAGCACUGUUCCAAGAUGGCGACUCCUCAAGUUGGAGCGGAGACCAGUGUUUUGUAAUCCGGAAGUCCGAUUUUGUGUUGGAUGGCCACAACUGUGACCACACCCAUUCGUUCAUAUGCGAGAGAAAAGCAAAUGCCGAAGUGUCAUUUAACAUGGAGAAUACCACCGAGUACAUGGCAGAAGAUGACAGGUCUAAGAUUCCCCAUCAGUGUGAGCCCGUAGUCCAGGCCGACGGUGAGGGAGAACAGACUUCUGAGAAGGAACAAACCACGCAAAUGACGUCAGUUCCAUCAGAGAGUAUAGAGACUUCGUCGCCAGCAAACGACAAUGCUGUAGGUACAGACGAGACCUCUUCGCCAGCAACCGACCUUCAGAGUACAGAUGAGACCUCUUCGCCAGCAAACGACAAUGCUGUGGGUACAGACGAGACCUCUUCGCCAGCAAACGACCUUCAGAGUACAGAUGAGACCUCUUCGCCAGCAAACGACACUGCUGUGGGUACAGACGAGACCUCUUCGCCAGCAAACGACAAUGCUGUGGGUACAGACGAGACCUAUUCGCCAGCAAACGACCUUCAGAGUACAGACGAGACCUCUUCGCCAGCAAACGACAAUGCUGUGGGUUCAGACGAGACCUCUUCGCCAGCAAACGACAAUGCUGUGGGUACAGACGAGACCUCUUCGCCAGCAAACGACCUUCAGAGUACAGAUGAGACCUCUUCGCCAGCAAACGACAACCACGGGAGAACAGACGACAUCUCAGACAGUUCAGAGACCACUUCUCAUGAGAACCGGGUAUGCAGAUUAUACAAUGUCACUGAUAUGAGUGCGGAGGAGCUGAGUGCCAUCCUGGCAGCUAUUGCCAAAGCGCUAACCUUGGAGAAGAAGAAACUCUCCAGAAGUAUUCGGAUGAAGAUCAGUGCCCCGGACCACAGGGCUUCAUCCACAAGUAUUGGCUACGUAGCUGUCUUCAUCAUUACCAUUCCAGUUUUCCUUAUCCUCGUGUUAGAUACCCCCCGAGCUGUUCGGCAGGUCAAAUAUGUCUUCGUCGGUCUCAAAAACCCAGGCAGACUAACCCAACCUGUUUGACGUGUUUAAAAGAGGGAACAUGUGUUAUCUGUGGCCGGUUGUAUUUUGCAUAUUCUUAUGGAGAGAUAUCUCACUCUAACUCUUACAAACGAGUGUAUUAUACCGCAAAUGAGCUUAAUCCUAAUCUAAGUACAACGAGCCCUAUGAGCUAUCAACAAUUGGCGUAACGAUUAUGGUGUAAAUGUGAGUGAGUGAGUGAGUUGGUUUUAACGCCGCUUUUAACAGUAUUCGAGUUAUAUCGCGGCGUGUCAGCUUAAUGUGGGAGGAAAGACCGAAGU